AUGAGCGAACGCGUGAAACGAAGAAAGGUGAACAAUCCGACGAAUAGCAUAAAUGGGAGGAUUAACUCUCAACGCGCUACUUUUGAAGGCGAGAAAGAGUCCUGGAAUGGCUUCUGUGAGCUAGAAUCGGAGCCGGCUAUUUUCAAUGUGAUGCUCCGCGAAUUUGGAGUAACAGGCGUUCAAGUUCAAGAAGUUCUGUCAUUAGAGGAGAAGUAUCUGGAUACUUUGAAUAAACCCGUCUACGGCAUUAUAUUCUUGUUUCGCUGGAGAGAAGACGAUCCGGAGAAGCAGGAGGCAAGCUGCCCUGAAGGUCUAUGGUUUGCAAAUCAGACGGCGAGCAAUGCAUGUGCCACCGUUGCUCUUCUAAACAUCGUCAACAAUAUCGAAGGCGCUGAUCUUGGGGAGAAUCUUCGGAGUUUUAAAGACUUCACUAUGCCGUUUACACCUGCACUCAGAGGAGACGCGAUAAAUAACUUUGAAUUCGUCAAAAGAAUCCAUAACUCUUUCGCUAGGAGAAUGGAUAUCCUGAAUUCUGACCUUCAACUCAAACACGAGGUGGCCUCAAAGCGGAAGCGGUCAAAGAAAAGUGGGCGUGAGGAGCAUGAGGCUGACGCAGGAUUCCAUUUUAUUGCUUUUGUCCCUGCCUUGGGAAAAGUAUGGAGGUUUGAUGGACUAGAGCGCCAACCUCAAGCUCUCGGUGUGUUUGAGCCGGAAAGCAAUUGGUUAAGCUUGGUAAAGCCGAGUAUCAAGGCAAGAAUGGCCGAGUACGACGAAGGCCAGAUCGCAUUCUCAGUUCUGAGCUUUGGUCGAGACCCUUUACCCAACCUUGUCGAACAACUGGCUAUGAAUAUCAAACAGCUGCAGUUGGCUGAGAGGACCAUAACUUCACGUGAACCGAAAGAAAGUGGUAGCGGACCGCAAAUCAUGCCAUUUCUUGCCGAAAACACGCUCUUGGGCUUGGAUGGGUCCUACGGAGUGACAGAAAGGGUUCUCAACGGAGCAGUUAUUGCACCGGGAAAAGCAGAAGAGUAUUUGAGUUAUUCAACGGACGAGCUUGCGAAACACUGCGCAGACAUGAGCAGCGCGCAGGAAAAACUUCGGAUAGAAAUUCGAGAUAAACAGCAGCUGCAUCGGGCGGAUGACGAGUAUGCUGAAGGAAGAAGGUAUGACUACGGGCCAGCAAUAAGGACAUGGCUACGUCUCUUGGCACGCAAGCGGAUUGUUGAAGACCUGAUUCCCAUAUCGCAAUGGUCUACUUAA
This is a messenger RNA of Aspergillus mulundensis, 1260 nucleotides long. RefSeq names its product ubiquitin C-terminal hydrolase 37. The transcript is spliced from 6 exons. Bases 1 to 1260 code for a protein of 419 amino acids. Gene Ontology annotation, biological process: protein deubiquitination; ubiquitin-dependent protein catabolic process. Gene Ontology annotation, molecular function: cysteine-type deubiquitinase activity. The record is from RefSeq and is a predicted model, not a curated record. Gene Ontology annotation, cellular component: cytoplasm. NCBI's taxonomy places the organism in Eukaryota, Fungi, Ascomycota, Eurotiomycetes, Eurotiales, Aspergillaceae.